Messenger RNA from Momordica charantia (bitter melon), 1461 nucleotides. Its product is annotated as nucleic acid binding/RNA binding protein. Gene Ontology annotation, cellular component: nucleus; cytoplasm. The record is from RefSeq and is a predicted model, not a curated record. NCBI's taxonomy places the organism in Eukaryota, Viridiplantae, Streptophyta, Magnoliopsida, Cucurbitales, Cucurbitaceae. Gene Ontology annotation, biological process: mRNA processing. Gene Ontology annotation, molecular function: RNA binding.
AAAAGAAAAAAGCGAGUUUCCUAAUGUGCAGGCCCACUUAGACCAGAAAAAGGGCUUCGUUCUUGAUCGCAGCGGAGGUUCUGUUGUGCGCGUUUCUUCGUCAUCCUCUGAUUCUCAUUCUGAUUUUCCCAAAUAUUCUACGCUUUCUUCCUCCGUCUUCUGCCUCUGUUCAUCCUAUUUCUUGCAAAAAAUUCUCUCUAAAAUAUUUCUCAGUUUCAACCUCUGAAAUUCAUCUUCUACCAAAAUGCAAGGAGGAGAAGACGUAAGCAUCGAAGAGUUGGCUUCUAAUCUCUCUACCUACAAAGACCAGCUUCAGCAGGUCAGACAGCUAUUAGAUGAUGAUCCCAGCAACUCUGAAUACAUUGAUAUGGAAAAGGAGCUUGAAGAGGUUAUCUCUCUGACGGAAGAACUACUUGCAACAGCAAAGCAAAAUGAGAUUUCUGGAUCAAACGUAGAAACUGGUGACAACAGUGCAUCAAUAAGUUUCCUGCAGUCUAAAGAAACUAAGAUGGAAGCUGAAAGCCUGUCCGAUCAUCAUGAGAAAUUUCCUAUUGGAUCAAAAGUUCAAGCUGUUUGGAGUGAGGAUGGGGAAUGGUAUGAUGCUACGAUUGAAGCCCAUACUGUAAAUGGUUUCUAUGUUUCUUAUGAUAGUUGGGGGAACAAAGAAGAGGUGGACCCUGCCAAUGUAAGGGAAAUCCAACAGGAAGUUAAUGCUUUACUUGAAGCAGAAAGAAUGGCUGAAGCUACGAAGCAGGCUAUCAAGCGCAAGAUUGCGCAAGCUGCUUCUGUUGACUUCCAAUCACGAAAUUUACCACCAAAGCUUCGUAUUGAACCUGACGAUCCUGAGGAUGUUAAAGCCACCAAACGCAAGAAAAUACAUGCUUUCAAGUCAAAGAUGCGCAUAGAACAGCUUGAAGUUACCCAAAAUAAACGGCAGAAUGCUUGGCAGCAGUUUCAGUCAGCAAAAGGCAAGUCUAAAAAGAUUGGUUUCUUCUCGGGGCGCAAGAGGGAGAGCAUUUUCAAGUCUCCGGAUGAUCCGAAUGGAAAGGUUGGCGUGACUGGAAGUGGUAAGGGUUUGACUGAGUUUCAGAAGAGGGAAAAGCACUUGCAUCUUAAAGGUGCAACGGUGGAGAUGGAUGAUUAAAGGCAGGUCAGAUUUUGUAGGUGCUUUCUUUGUAUGUAUUUUUUAUUUAGUAUCCAUUUGGGGCAAUCUGUCUGAUAUUACUAGAUCAAUACGCUAAAUGUGGUUUACCAGUAAUGUACUAAAAGUUUAGGUCCCUGGAUUUGCUCUUGGUAACAUAUUUUUCUUAUAAGAAUGGUUAUCAAGUUUAGCAUGGCAUGAUUUUUUUCCCCCUUUACGUUGACUGUUCUAUUUCCUUGGAAAUAGGCGGAUUUGUGUGAACUUGAAUGCACCAAUGUUUUAAGGGAGGUGAUUAAUCCAUGCUUAAGUUGACUAUAUAA